Messenger RNA from Bombyx mori (domestic silkworm), 1746 nucleotides. RefSeq lists its product as uncharacterized. Gene Ontology annotation, molecular function: odorant binding. Bases 314 to 835 code for a protein of 173 amino acids. The transcript has 4 exons. Lineage: Eukaryota; Metazoa; Arthropoda; Insecta; Lepidoptera; Bombycidae. The record is from RefSeq and is a predicted model, not a curated record.
AUAAGGCUUAUAUUAUUUAUUUUGAAAAGUUGCACACACGCACUCACAUUUAUCAAAUAUUUUGGUCCCUGUUGUCGAAAUAUUACAUAUUACUUAAGACCAUAAUAUACAAAAAAAACUUUCUAGCAUAAAAACAGAAGUUAAAAACAAGCCUUAUUCUUCUUAUUGCGUUAUAUUAUUUUAAAUUAAAUACAUUAACGAAAUGUUAUCAUUAGUGUUCAAUAGUGGUUUAUUAAAAUAUUAUCGAUCUAACUGCGUUGUUAUGGAAACAACUUACAUAUCCCUUUGUCACUUGGAUCGUAUAUGAAGAGUGAUGGUUAACAAAAGUGAACCAUUCAAAAUGGGAGCGUCGAAAGAAAUGCGUUCCUUCGUAAUACUAUUGAAUUACGGUCUUCUGUGCUGUGGGCAGUUCAUGCCAGAGGACUAUUAUUACGAUAUCGUGACGAGAGAUCCUGACGAUCUGAUGCGAGAGAAAGAGAAUGAAGUCCGGGCCCUGAGAGCAUUCCAGGCUGAUUGUGCGGAGGACGUCCAGGUCAAGCCGGAUUUAGUGGUCAACUUGAAGAGCGGUGACUGGCAGACUGAAGACGUAUCUCUCAAGAAAUGGGCCCUCUGUGUGCUAAUGAAACUCGGACUCAUGACGGCACAAGGGGUGUUCAAAAUGAACGAAGCCAUGUCUAAGAUUCCAGAUAUGAAUGAUAAAAUCAUAGCAGAGAAACUUAUCGACGAUUGCCUCAGUCUCCAGGCAACAACGCCACACGACGCCGCAUGGAACUACAUUAAAUGUCAUCAUCAGAAAGAUCCCGAGGGAAAUUUUUCUUCCUUAAACAUCUUCUGACAUUAAUUUUUAUAACAGCACCAUCUGCUAGUUAUUUAUAAAACUAACACGAAAAACGUAAGAUAUCAAAUAAACAAGCGACAUCUACUGGUCUAAAGUUGAACAAUAGGAAUUGAACUGUCAGUUCCAUUAAAUCUAUCUAGAUGGUGCUAAUUUGAACAUCACAGCAAAAUUUUGUAACUGCAACAAGCUUGCUUGCUAUUUAUUGCUUAUGGACAGUAUUUUCGAAAUUACAUAAAAAUUAGAUAGCUAAAAUACGUAACUUCGUGCCUAAAAAAAGCAACGUCUUACGGCCAAUAAUGUAUCUACACCAAUUCGUACUGUUGUGUACUGUGUUUGAAUCUAUCUGAUUUUAAACUAAUUUCUAUCAAUGUACAGGUACAAUGUAUUUAAUUUGCUUAUUUUCAAACAAUUAAAUAAAAUAUAAAUAAAAUAACAGUGACAAAAAAUGUAUCGUUUUGUUAUUAUGAAUAAUAUAACGAUCGAUUAUAAGCAAUUAUCCCACGAAUUCGUAAAAGUAGCCCGGAGUUUGGAACAAAAAGCGAUUCGGCGGCAACGGGGAAACCGAUGCACACACACACACACACACAGAGCACAUCUCACUCUGUUAUUAACAAUAACGAUACACAAAAACUAUUUCACAGGCUAGAAACCAUUUCAACAAAGCAGGUUCUGUAGGUCUUAAAUGUUUUAAUAGUAAGUACAUUAUGUUGAGUACAUAGUGUUAAUAAAUUUACAUUAUUUUCUUACUCUUUAGUGUCUUUAGUUUAAAAUUUUCGUCGUUCUUAUUGGUUUUUACUGAUACCGUCUCACUCGCACUUAUAGUUACUCUUGCGUUCCAUUUCAUUCAUAAUUUCAUCACCUAUUAUGUAAUAAAUAGCUUUGUAUAAGACGUAAAUUGUGGAACUUUA